UCGCCCUCUCCACACCUCACCUCAGCGCGUCUUUUACAAAUGAAACAAACGGGAAACUGGGAUCAUAUCUCUGUCGCGUGACUCAGUCUGGACUGUGAAACACGGAAAUAAACGUCUACGCUGCGGGGAGCGAGUUAUAAAAUAGGAUUUUGCAGCAGUAUUCGGAGUAUAUCGCAAAAUCUUCCUUCCAUUUCCACGACCCGCGGACCCAACACCUGGACACAUCUGUCAGAGACCCGCUCUGUCUUUAAGGCGCAUCACCGGCAUAAACACGGUUGUCAGUGUCAAUUUUUAACCGUUUCAGUAACAUUUGGAGCGGCACACAUCACCAGCGUGGACACGUCGUGCACUAAAGAGCAAGUAGGAUGGCCGCUGACAACUUUUUAAGGACACUUUGUUGACCUCUUUUAGAAGCAGAGACACAUUUUCAAAUUAAACCCAGCCAGUUUGUAGCCACGAUGGAUUCAGAUAACGACCCGUGCCACAGCAAGCACUACAUCGACCCCACCAAAAGCCCGCUGAUCAGCGCCAUCAUGUUUGCAGCGGGCAUUUUUGGAAACGUUGCAGCCCUGGUGAUACUGGAAAUCCGGAGACGUAGACACACGAGAUCUGGGGACACUUGGCGGCAGUCGUUGUUUCACGUGCUCAUUACAUCGCUGGUGGUCACGGACCUGACUGGGACCUGCCUGGUCAGUCCGCUGGUUCAGCUGUCGUAUUCACGCAACACUACGCUGGUGGGGAUGUCGCCUGAAACUCACAGCGUGUGUGCGUACUUUGGUGUCAGCAUGACUUUCUUUAGCCUGGCCACCAUGUCGCUUCUCCUCUCUACGGCACUUGAGAGGUGUUUUGCCAUCGGGUACCCUUACCUGUACAGCCGCCACGUCACCAAGAAAUGUGCCUACAUCACAAUCCCGUUGGUUUUUUUACUAUGUAUGCUAUUCUGUCUCCUCCCUUUUGCGGGAUUCGGUAAAUAUGUACAAUACUGCCCCGGAACUUGGUGCUUCAUUGACAUGAACCCUGUGGCCAGAGAGGACCGGGUCUACGCCAACCUGUACGCCACUCUUAUGCUAGUGCUGGUGCUGGCCAUAGUGGCGUGCAAUGGGUUUGUGGUGUAUCACCUGUUCAGGAUGUACCAGCGUCGGAGGAGGAACGGCAGCUCGAUGAUGGGGAGCAUGAGAUCCAACAGCGAGCGCAGGACGAUGUCCAUGGCUGAGGAGGUGGAGCAUCUCAUCCUGCUGGUCUUCAUGACCAUCAUCUUCAUCAUCUGCACACUGCCCCUGGUGAUCCGGGUUUACAUCAACUCAAUUGGGAUUCGCAAGGAAUCUCACCGCCUGGACCUGAUUGCCCUGCGUUUCAUCUCUGUUAACUCCAUCAUUGACCCCUGGGUCUUUAUCCUUCUCUCCCCCAGUGUCCUGCACUUUUGUUGGGCCUCAGUUUGCCAUGCCCCCAUUGUAAACUCCAGAGGUUCCUUUUUUAAAUCAUCAAUAGCAAAAGAGAAUUCUCCGGCUCAACUCGAACUGUCUCGCCCCACGGAGUACACCGAGCAUUUUCACUCUGCAGAAACUCUAUGACCAUAACAGUACUCUAUUAAUUCAAAUUUCUAUUUAUUGGACACUGGAUUGGACAGCGUGCUUUGUGAGUCACAUCAUCCCUCCCACGUGGGUGGUGUUUCUUAUCUAUUUUAUGAAUGUGUUUCCGUUAGAUAAUGGCCCUGUCUUUCGAACUGACAAACAUUUUAAUGUUCAAGCUGGUGGCUGCCUCUUGCCAUUUACUGGGUGUUUCUAUUCAAUCCUAGCAUUUCAUCCAAGUGUGUGCAUGCUGAAUGUAUACUGACUUAUCUGCAGCUAUAUAUUGUAAGUGUCAAAGUUCAACAUUUUGUCUCCUUUGCUGCUUAUAUUUCAUGUCAAUUAAUCAAUGAAAUGAGAAAGGCUGCUGGUGGGAACACGAAAAAGAAAAAGUCUUCAUUCAGGUUCUGUGAUGAUCUGGAAAAGACAAAGUGAAAGUGCUUUUGCCCACUUUGUAUUAAGUCAUUGGUGUUUGGUUGGAAACACUUGUGCAAGGAGAUGUGACAUACUAAAGACAUUCAUCGUUCAAGGAAAGAGGUAACCAAUGACUUAAAGCCUUCUCUGAUUCAAAUGCUGCUUUACAAACAGUUGUUACUGGGCCUUGGCACGGGAAGCCCAGUGCAAUAUUACAUGCAGGCAUGAACCACUAACAUUAGAUGAAUGCUUCACUUGCAAAAGGACCGUUUGAAUAUCAAUAACUUACCUUUGGUUACCUAAAUUUUGUGAUGGAAACUUUGUUUUUCUUGUAAGCCUACAGGAUGAAAGAAGAAUCCAAAAAAGGUAAAUAUUCCUUGUCAAUUGUAGUAAACAGGGUCCACAUAUAACAACAGUAAACUAUAUCAGAAACAUCUGUUUACAGACUCUCAGUUUAUGCAGCAGACUCACAUAUUUCAUACUCAGUACUCAGUACACUCAGUAAGUGUAUGAGACUGUUUGGACUGAAGUGUUUUAAACUGUAAAGUUUUAGUAAAAAUGCAAUGCAUGUAAUUGGGAAGUACUGAACAUAUGGCUGGAUACAUGAGACUUAGAUUAUACUGCACGAGUUAUGUAAGAGUUCGUAAAUGAACCUUUUGAUAUAGCUGUGCUGUUGUUAAACGUGGUCCUCUAUGGCUUCAAUUCAUAAAAAAAAAUGUUUGCCUUUUUUGGAUUCUUCCUUUAUGUUUCUUUACAAAUUCAAGUUCACACAUAUUGAGUAACUGAUAUACAAAUGCUGAUUUUGGGGGUGAAGCAUCCCUUGAACUUGAAAAUUGUAUUGAGCCAAAACAAAAUCCUGCACAAAGUCUGUAUCAAGUGAUGGAAAUAAAAACUAGGAUAAACUUAACGGCACGCCUACAAAAAAAGUAAAAGCGCAUUCAGAUGAGUUGGGAUCAUAACACUCAUAUGAGAAGAUAGUUUGUUAGGAUUCAUGUUUGUUGUAAAAAUCUGAGGCCACAGAUUACUUGAAGGGCCUUUUAUUGCAACAGGAAAGUCUGUCAGAAGCAAACCUAGAUAAAAUCUAGACAUGAGGCAUGUCCAUACAAGUGUAAAUAAGAUCUCAAAUAUUUGACACAAAAUAUUAUGGGCGUGACUUUCUCUUUUAAACACUUCAUCUUGAGAACAUUAUCCUAUCCCCUCUGAGCUUCUUAACCGCUAACUUUAACUUAUCGUCUGCUUUGGUAACCUUUCCCGUCACCCUAGUACCAGAUUCCUGCUGGAGAGGUCAAAGGGCAUCAAGCCUGAAGAGACUUUUUGGGUGAAUUAGUCAAAACUUCACUCAGGGAGUGAGUGGGAGAGAAUGAUGCACACAGAAAAGGCUGUGUUGAUUCUAUAAAUUUAUUUGUACAUUAUGUAGCAUACAAUAUAAUAUAAUAUAUUUUAACGGUAUUUUGUAAAACAUUCUUCACAUGAGACUGCAGUUUACUUUUGACUUGAAAACUUCUGCCUCUUCUAUAAUUAAGUAACAAUAGAGAGUAAAUAUUCUGGCAUAACUGGCUGUAAUUGUAAUGCUUAUUGAAAAUGAAUGGCAGCACACAAUUGUAGCAAAUGAUGGUACUUUUUAAAGAGCAAACUACCUCCUUCAAUGACAAAGUGACACACUUGUGUCUCGUGUCAAAAGACUUUAAAGAUCAGGUUCCUGAUAAGUUAAUAAUUACUAAUUUGAGGUUGUUCUUUCUGUUCUACAUAAAUCUGUUUUGGAGCUGAAAUUAAAGGUGCCUCAUUUUUUUUUUUUUUUUAAUCAAAACAAAGUGUUAUAUAAAUUUAGUAUUACUAAUUGGAAUAACCUAAAUCCACUGGCAGUAAUGUGUAUCACCUUACAAGUGCUCAUGCAUAUGCUUCCAUGUGUAGGAGCCAAAAAAUAGAAACCCAUUGCAACAAGAGCCACUAAAUACCUUGACUACUGUAGAGUCAUAUGUCCCGGGAUUGAAUGCUGAUUGUAACCUUCCCCACUGAAUAUAAAAGUCAGAUGUUAGCUUGUGUUGGUGUUUUGUUUUGUUUUUUUUUAAAUCCAGUGGGAAAGAAGCUUUAGAAACAAUUCCCCUUAGUGGUCAAAAACUCUACAGGUUACCUUUAACUGCUUGAUUGGAGUUUUUAAAAAAAAUACACGCCUCAGUCAUCUAAUAAACUACUUAUGUCAUAACUAAAUGCAGCACUGUUUAUAUAGUACUCAGUAAUUAUAAACAUGGAGUAUUAAGCCUGUAUGUUGAUAUGAAUUGCUACCCUUUAAAAAGUACCAUUUACUGUUUUCAAUUAGUGUCAUAAAUCAGUUCUCAGUCAUUAGAUACGUCAUUUUGGGAAAGAGCUCUUGCUUUGUUUUCUCCUGGCAGGUACUUAGUUCUGUCACAUUGCCUAAAAGUUAUUUGGAAACUAUGAAAAGAGCUCCCUUUAUUUUUAUCCAUCGACUUUCCGACUAAAGUGCCAUUUUAAUUGCAUUCGUUUUGCAAGGGAACAUCUUGAAAUGUUAUUGUUGGUCGAUGAGUUUCUUUCCAGAUGAGCACCAUUCAUAUGAGACAAAGUACGUUCACUUAAAUUGCUGCUAAUGGCCCAGAAAACGUCCUGAUUUUAGUCUCUGAUUAUAUCCUUGUGCUGAUUGUUCAAACGCAAUCAACUGCCAACUAAAAUAAACCAAGAAAAAACGCUGGUUUACUUUCACACCCAACGAUUGUAACACUUCAUUAUUUUACAGUGAUGUCACUUUUAACAGACUUGCUGAAAAUAGGCAGGUCGUUUUCUCCACUUUUUUUUUUUGAGUACAAGUCCCACAUGGUGGACUCAUACUGUGUUAAGUGUUACUGUUACAGCAUCUCUUCUGUUAAGAUGGAUCAAAUUGAAACAGGGCUCAAGUGUCAAGUAAAUAAGCUACUACAGAUUUUUGUGGGAUCUCCGGUUAUAAAUCUCUCCAACUAGGAAAACAUUUGAAGUGGACUGACUGGCGUUAUGCAACAGCAGGGGUCCGCUUCAGAUUAAAAGUCCUUGUGUGUAAAUAUGUGAGAAAACCAGAAGAAGUUCUUAACCAUCUGUCAUUUUGGACGAUGCCAGAAAGUUUGUGAGCAUCAGGUUAACAUUGAGGCUGUAAGCCUUUAUUUGAAAGUGUGUGUGUGUGUGUGUGUGUGUGUGUGUGUGUGUGUGUGUGUGUGUGUGUGUGUGUGAGAGCAGUGAUGAUCCCAUUUGGCUCUUGUGUUGUGAGAACAGCAGUUUAUUGCCUGUGUUGGUCUGUUGUUGGUUCUGAAGUCAGCAUCAAAACGUUCAGUGUUUACGACAGUGUGUUACUGCUUCCUGUGGGUGCGAUGUGUGAGUUUUGCUUCUGUGUGUGCGCUAGUGCUUUUUCCAGUUAUGUCUAUGUGUGUGUACGUUUAUUUUUUGCAAAAGUUCCCACAGACAUGCUUGUGUGUCCAUGUGCCUACAAUAGGUGUAAGACUGUGUGUAUGUGCAAGCUAGAGUGUGUGUAUGUGUGUGUGACAGACAGCACUGAAAUGUAACGAUGUCAGAAUGCUACCUACCUGGAUGUCUUAUACUCUGUAAUUAUAAAGUACUGUAGAUGAAACUGAAUGCACUGAGUGUGUAUGUGUGUGUUUUAUGGCUUGUGUAAAUAAACAUCUCAUCAAUCACA
Messenger RNA from Plectropomus leopardus (leopard coralgrouper), 5652 nucleotides. RefSeq names its product prostaglandin E receptor 2a (subtype EP2) (gene ptger2a). NCBI's taxonomy places the organism in Eukaryota, Metazoa, Chordata, Actinopteri, Perciformes, Serranidae. Gene Ontology annotation, biological process: positive regulation of cytosolic calcium ion concentration; inflammatory response; cellular response to prostaglandin E stimulus. The record is from RefSeq and is a predicted model, not a curated record. Gene Ontology annotation, cellular component: plasma membrane. Gene Ontology annotation, molecular function: prostaglandin E receptor activity.